AUUAUUGUUAUUUAAAAACAAGAAAGAUUUUCUUUUUUUGAACAGCAACAGCAAGUCUUCCUUAUAAUUAAUUAGUCACACACUAGUACUACUGUGAAGUUUCCUUACUAUACUUUUUCUGUUUUCAUUCACACAUCUCCAUAUAUAUAAAAUCGGCCUCACCCAAGUGUUUUCUCCUUAACAAUCUUUUUCUUUCCCCCAUUAUAUAUAUAAUCAUUAUCCCAUUUUGAAUUAAUAAGAGAGCCACAAGAUGAAGCAAAAGAUUGUGAUGAAGGUGCAAAUGAAUUGUAAGAAAUGCCAGACCAAGGCACUCAAGGCUGCGGCUACCCAAGAAGGUGUAAACUUCGUGGGAUUAGAAGGAGGAGAUGCGAAAGACAAAGUUGUGGUGAUUGGGGAUGGCGUUGAUGCAAUUGACUUGGCCAAGACCUUGAAGAAGAAGUUGGGGGAAGCCCACAUCAUUAGUGUAGCAGCUAUAAAUAAAUAAUAAAUCGAUAGCAGAUAAUUAUUAUUAAUCACAGAUACAUAUACAUAUAUAUUCUAUAUAAAAAGCUCCUAGUGUACACUAAUUAGUACUUAGUACGGUAUGAAUCACGUCUUUCUCUUUUUUGGCUUGUGGAUAUACAUAGAGAUACUUAGAGUUUUUAUUAUGUAAUUUUUUUGGGCACUUUUUCAUUUACUGUCUUUUGGUUGGUCUUGUUGCAAUAAUUUUCAUUUACUAUUCUCCAAACCAUUGGGAAUGCUCUAAUAAUUAAUAAAGAGUACUUAAUUUGGUUAUUGUUA
Cannabis sativa is the source of this 780-nucleotide messenger RNA. RefSeq names its product disease resistance protein Pik-1. The record is from RefSeq and is a predicted model, not a curated record. Bases 251 to 484 code for a protein of 77 amino acids. Gene Ontology annotation, molecular function: metal ion binding. Lineage: Eukaryota; Viridiplantae; Streptophyta; Magnoliopsida; Rosales; Cannabaceae. The transcript has 4 exons.